GUCCGUGACAUAGAAGGUUUAUCAACCAACCAUCCUGCACUCAAGGAUUCUACUUCUUUAUGCCCUGCAAGCCCAGCCCCUGAGACGGUUGAGGAAGCUUGUCAACAGCACUCGUCGGUUGCUGUGGCCGGCAGUAUAUCCUCGGGCUCAACUCCUCCGAAGGUGGGAAAACUUGAUCAGACGAAGCCAAGAGCGGAGAGAGAAGAUGGCGGGGACGGUGAAGGCGUCAGAUCUGGAGUCUGCACAUCGGAGCGCCAGGCCCCGCAGCCCGACGUGGAGAAUGUAUACGAGAAGCGGCUGCGUGAGCUGAACAUCUCUGGCACUGUGUUGGCUGUUUGCAACCUCGAGGACCUUCGGGGGGAAGUGGGUAUGAGUUUCGGGGAUUGGCAAUUGUUUUACAGUUUGAUCAGGCACCUAAAGCAAAAGUCAGAGACAGGACGGAGAAGCAAGCAGAAGACGCCCGUCGAGACGACGCAACCGUCGGUGGUUCUGGGUCAGGCUCGGGCUGUAGUCGCCGAACAUGGUGCACAUGUCGACGGGCAACUUGGGCCAUCCGGCCCUAGAGCGCCCAGUCCGACGAGCCCAUUCGAGGCGACUACCGUUGCCGCAGCGCAACUUGUCAGAACCAGCGGUCAGCCUCCUCCGCCACGCACACAUCGGUCGGGCCAAGCAAGAGGGAAGGCGUCUGUAGCCGCCAGCGAAGAAGCCAAAUCGCCGCUAACCGAUGGCAAGGCUGGCCAAUCGAGCCGGCCAACGCCUCCUUGCGGCGAAGAGGGCGGCAACCUCGGUGGCCUUGGCAACCAGGAGGCCGGUGAGCCGGACCGGUCGGGCUCCGGUCGGCCCAAGCGGCCACCGGCGGCAUUGGUACCGACCGCCAGUGUGUCCUGCCCGCCUGGCCUCUCGUUCUCACCAUCGCCACCGUCUUGUCAGUCGCCACGAAGCGCCACGCUCCCGCCGGACUCGAGCACCGCCAAGUGCCCCUGCCAUCGCCGGUCGGCACUGACGGCCGAGAUGACCGGGCCGUCCUCGAGUCGGCAGCGCAGGGCUCGUAGACGGCCCGGCGCCACUGCUCGGUCGCAGGUCGACUUGCGCACUGCCGAUGAAGACUCCGGCCUGAUGAAUGUGUCACCACGGCCGGGCGCCAUGACGACUCCGGCCCAGUGGAGAGGUAAGUGUCGUCAGGCGAGGGAAGAUGUUGGUCUCGGCCCUGACGCCGGGGGCAGGGACAAAAGCGCCGGGACCGGUAGAGGCAGCGGCAGCGGCAGCAACCUUUUCGGUCACAAUUAUGCGUUGACAGCCGUGGCACGAGGAGGACUCGGAGGCGCGGCUGUUGCGCAUCCGCUCUACCACAACGCGGUACGCUAUUAUCCCCACGCUGGACACCACCCCUCCGCCGCAGCGAGGCCCCCGCUCCUUUUCAUGCCUGGCGUCGGGCAUUUUCCCGGAUUGGGCGCCUUACAUGCUCACCCGCAUCCCCAUCUGCAUUCUCAUCCACACGCGCACGCUCAUUCUCAUCCGCUUUCCACGUCGCAUGCACUGGUUCGAGCGCCGCCCCAGUCGCCGCGAGCACAGAAGCUUCGACCAGAUGAUGAGCAACAUCAUCAUCAUUUCUAUCAUCAUUACUAUGGCGAUGGAGCCCAGCAGUCGUGUCUGGCCAGCCAGGCGCCCGAUGAGUCUCAACCGCCGGGUGUGAUGCUGCUGCAGACAUGCAAUAAGCAUCGUAUUCGCGCCAAGCCGGCGGAUGACUGUGCUGUUCGUGGAGCGCAUGAAACGCUCGUCAACAUCGGCACCUCGGGGCCCCGAGAAGGGGGCACCACCGAGAGCACCGGUACACUGUUCUCACAGACCACCAGCCCGGCCGCCGUCGAAGAGACGGGCAGUCGGCCGAAGGGUAGAGUUGACCGACCCUGUCAACCCUAUUACUGGUACUCACUUGAAGCGAAGGUGGUCCGCAGCGAGCCCGCUUCGAGGAUCCCGUCGCUGCCGCACUCAUCUUCAGAAAGUAAGUUGAGCGAUGCUGCACUGCCUGAGGGCAACGAAAGCAGUACUGGCCGCGGAAGCAACAGCCCCGGCAGCAUCGGCGAUUAUGAUGAUGGGGAGGAUGCGGAGCUGGAAGACGAGGAGGCCGAAGAAAUGGAGGAAGAGGAGGAAGAGGAAGAGGAAGAGGAGGAGGAGGAAGAGGAGGAGGAGGAAGAAGAGGAAGAAGAUGAGGAAGAGGAAGAGGAGGAGGAAGAAGAGGAUGAAGAGGAAGAUGAAGAAGAAGAAGAAGAGGGAGUAGAAAAGGCCAGAGGGCAGGAUGAUGAGAGAGAAGAGCAAGAGGACGAUCUCGAGAUGGAAGAGGAGGAGGAAGAAGAAGAAGAGGAUGGGGAAGUGGAAAACAGCGAUGUUUCAAUUAGUCCCAACUCGACCACUGUCGACCAUUCAGAUAUUGAUGGUGGAGCUUCUACAGAAGUAAUCGAGGUAGAACAUGAUGAUGAAGAUGAUGAUGAAAGUGAAGAUGUUUUGCAAGGAGAAGAAGAGAUGGAGACCGAUACUGUAGCGGAGAAUUUAAUUGAUAACCUUGAAGAAGAGGGAGGAUUAGAAGUAGGAGAUGAUGAUGAGGAGGAAGAAGAAGAGUCGGAGGAGGAGGAGGAGGAG
Molecule: messenger RNA, 2637 nt
Organism: Protopolystoma xenopodis
Lineage: Eukaryota; Metazoa; Platyhelminthes; Monogenea; Polystomatidea; Polystomatidae
Source: the annotation of a GenBank genome assembly